UCAUCCAAACCUCAUACUCUUUCUCUCCCGCCGUCGUCGUCUUCUUCUUCUUCUUCCAUUUCCGACGAAACACUCUCACUCUUCUUCCUUCUUCUCCCGACUUUCUUAACUAGUUUAUUUAGUUAUUUAUAAACAAUUCAAGUUCAAAUUUUUGCUCCAAAGGUAGUAUCCAACGUCAAAUUCAUAUUAGAAUUGCAAGUAAUCGUUGUUGCUGUUGUCGAUUCGUCGCAACCAUAUUUUCAGUCAGAUUCUUCAAAUUCGUUAGCUUUUAUUGACAAGAGUUUGAUAUAAAGCACAACUUAUUUUGCCGCGAAAAUAUCAUCACUGCGAUUUAUUCAGCUUUGGUAUUUAGUGUAAUAAACUUCACUUCUGCAUAAACCCUAACAGGAGAGAAUUCCGAAUUUCGCCCACGUUUUUCAAAGCCAACAAUGGACGAGUUAGUCGCCUCUGCAAAAAAGGAGGUUUUAGUAGAAAUGGUGAAAUUAUCUCAGAAGAAAGGAAUGGCUGGGAGUAAAGGUUGUUGGAAAGAAUUUCUCAAAGCCCAUGACAAGAAGUUUGGGGCAAGUUUGAGCGAUCCUUCCCGAAGGUCUGUUGACGAUUUAUGUGCCUUUUUGAAGACUUUCUUGCAAGACGAUGAUUUGAAGUUCUUCAAGCAAGUAUUGAAGUGUCAUUCUAACCGCCAAGAUGUGGAACAACUUAAGAAAGAUUCUCCUGAUGAUGAAACUGCUGAACAGAAGCUAGUUCGUUUGACUUUGGAGCAUCCUCAGUACCCUGUAGAUUAUUCCUUCCCCUCGCAUGAGCUGGAAUGGAUGGUUGUAAAAUAUAAAAAGAAGUCAAAGGCAAUGAAGUCUACAGAGAUUAUUGCUAUAGAUUGUGAGAUGGUUCUUUGUGAAGAUGGAACUGAAGCUUUGGUGAAGGUCUGUGCAGUAGACCGCCAUUUGAAGGUUAAACUUGAUAAAGUUGUAAAUCCAAACAAAGCUAUUGCUGAUUAUCGAACGGAUAUAACUGGAAUCUCUGCAAAAGAUUUGGAUGGAGUGACUUAUACAUUGAAUGAUGUGCAGAAGUCCAUGAGGAAGUUACUAUCACAUGAAACCAUUUUAGUUGGCCACAGUCUCAAUAACGAUCUCCAAGCAUUGAAGUUAGACUGCACAAGGGUGAUUGACACGUCAUAUGUCUUCAAGUACGCAAAUCGGACGAACAGAAAACCUUCACUGAGUUUGUUGUGUAAGGCUUUGUUAGGCUAUGAGCUCCGGAAGGGAAGUCUGCACAACUGUUUGGAUGAUGCACGUGCCGCUAUGAAGCUUGUAUUGGCCAGAUUAGAGGGAAAGAUUGAUGAUAUUGUAGCUGAGGAGGUAAAAGACUUGGAUAAGGCGAGGUUGCUCAUACAUAGGGUCCCUGCCAACGUUUCCGUUGAAGAUUUGAAGAAUGUUCUUCCUGGAGACUUUUCUAUUGAAGUGAAGGUAAAAAAAGGAAAAACAUAUUCAGCCUUUGCUAUAUUCAGCACUCAGCAAAAGGCAAUCAAGGCAUUCGAAAAUAUUGACGGUGAACUGGAAAAGGACUCAUGUGGACGGCCACAAAAGCUUGUAAAGUUUGAGCUUGAUUCUGGAACAACUGGUUCAUUUUAUGUAUGUAAAAUUGUUGCUGACAAUUCUGUUGGCGAUGAAACAAAGAAGAGGCCAGCAGAAAAUGACAGUCUUGGGACAGCGAAAAAGCCAAGAACAGAUGAAACUUUGGUACAGCUUGAGGAUUCUAAUAAAUGCUUGGAUCAUUGCGAAAUGCAUCUGAAAGAGAUCGUAAGAUUGGAGCAAGAGCUAAGUCAAAGAGAAACUGAAAUAUCGAGCUUGAAUAAAAUAAUUGCUGCACUUGCAAGGAAACAAGGACUCUAGAACAGUUCUAUGUUAAUGUCUGAGAGCAGGCUUGCUUUGGACAAAAUGGUGACAUCUAUUAACGAAAUAGGCGAUUUUACGAGGUCUGUGAUUGAUCUUGAAAGCCAUCGGCCCCUUCUGUGAGAAGCAUGGUGAAGAAAGGAGAAGGUAGCCUUGGUGACUAAUUCGCAUUUGCAGCCAGUCAAUGCUGCUUCUGUAUUUUUAGUAUCUUACAUUUUCUUUUCCUUAUUUGGAUUUUUUUUCCAGUUCAUUGAGUUGCUGUAGUUUUGUUGAAGUCCUAUAAUAGGACUAAAAUUUUGAGUGAACAUUAACAUUUUGAGCC
Messenger RNA from Salvia splendens (bonfire salvia), 2208 nucleotides. RefSeq names its product small RNA degrading nuclease 1. The record is from RefSeq and is a predicted model, not a curated record. Gene Ontology annotation, cellular component: nucleus. The transcript is spliced from 12 exons. Lineage: Eukaryota; Viridiplantae; Streptophyta; Magnoliopsida; Lamiales; Lamiaceae. Gene Ontology annotation, molecular function: exonuclease activity; nucleic acid binding. Bases 429 to 1886 code for a protein of 485 amino acids.